GCGUGGAAGCCCGUAUAGACACACUCUACAGACUCAAAAUAUUGCUCCACCUCGUUAUUCUUCCAUCUUGGUCCUAACAUCUUGAGAAGGCAAUCACAGGCAAAAUGGGUAAGAAGGUCAUUGCCGCCGCGGUUCAUGCCGCCCCAGUCUUCAUGGAUAAGAAAGGCAGUAUUGACAAGGUUUUAAAACUAAUCAAGGAGGGCAAAGACCAAGAAAUUGAAUUAUUAGUGUUUCCCGAGACAUUCGUUCCUGGAUAUCCGUACUUCAUUCACACACACUCACCCCUCAAAUGCGUUGACGCACAAGCUCAAUAUGCGGACGAAAGUGUGGUCGUUGGACGAACAGGCGGUGAUCUCCUGCCUAUCAUGCAUCUCUGUGCCGAACUAAAGAUAGCUGUUUCGAUCGGAAUAUCAGAGCGUGUGGAAGGAGGUCAUACAUUAUUCAAUUCCCAAGCAUUCAUCGACACCGAUGGCACGCUCCUCGGAGUCCAUAGAAAACUACAGCCCACGCAUUCCGAGCGCACGCUCUGGGCACAAGGAAGCGGACACACCUUGAAGGUAUGGCCAAGCAGCAUUGGCCGGAUAGGAGGGCUUGCAUGCUGGGGAAAUGCGAUGAACAAUGCACGUCAAGCAUUGAUCGAAGAUCGACAAGAGAUUCACGCCGCAGCUUGGCCAGCUAUUAGCACCGUAUCUGGAUUCGAAUCAGUAGCUGACAUUCAGAUCGAAGGGUUAAUGAAAAAUCAUGCAUUUACAGCACAAGUAUGGGUCAUUUGUGCGAGUAAUUAUGUCGAUGAUGGGACAUUGGAAUGGAUGGAGAAAAAUUUGGGACCGCAGGAUCUUGUCAAGAAGGGUGGGGGAUGGAGUGCAGUUAUCCAUCCUUUUUGCGCUAUCUUGGCGGGUCCACAUACGGGAGCUGAAGAGAAGUUCUUGAAGGCAGAGAUUAAUUAUGACGAGUUAAGAGUCGUGAAAGUUUGGAUUGAUGCUAGUGGACAUUACAAACGUCCUGAAAUAUUGACGUUGGACAUUGAUAGAAGUGCAAAAUGGCCGGACGAUGAAAUCCUGGCAAAUGGGGCUUCUGUAGACCUCAGAACUACGACUGAAUGA
Messenger RNA from Botrytis porri, 1103 nucleotides. RefSeq lists its product as uncharacterized. Gene Ontology annotation, molecular function: catalytic activity. The transcript is spliced from 2 exons. Bases 105 to 1103 code for a protein of 332 amino acids. The record is from RefSeq and is a predicted model, not a curated record. NCBI's taxonomy places the organism in Eukaryota, Fungi, Ascomycota, Leotiomycetes, Helotiales, Sclerotiniaceae.